Vigna umbellata (rice bean) is the source of this 813-nucleotide messenger RNA. RefSeq lists its product as uncharacterized. NCBI's taxonomy places the organism in Eukaryota, Viridiplantae, Streptophyta, Magnoliopsida, Fabales, Fabaceae. The record is from RefSeq and is a predicted model, not a curated record.
CCUAUAAGAGAAUAAUAUAUGAUUCACAUUCCAGAAUCCACACUACUCUCGUUUUCACCCGAAUUGAAAUCACUCACUUACUUCACUCCAUCGUUCACCAUCAUCAUCAACAAGAACACUGAACAUUCAUAUAUUCCUUUUCCACAAGUUUAUGACACAGAAAAUGUGGCCUUUAAGCUCUGAAAAGAACAACAGCGGCAGCAGCAGGAAGAUGCAAAAUGAAUCUGGCAGCACCACAAGCACCACCACCAACACUGCCGUGGCAACGAAAUCCAUGGUGUCAGCAUGCCACUGUUGUUGUUUGGUGACGAAACUGAUGAGGAAACUGAAGAGACGUGGGCGCACACUGCGACCGAAAAGUGCGAGUCGACAAGGUUCGUUCCAAUGCCGCUAUGAUCCGUUGAGUUAUUCCUUGAACUUUGAUUCCACCGGAUGUGGCAGCUUAAUGGAUGAAGAUUACUACAAGUUCUACGCUUUCUCUUCCAGGUUUGUGGCAAAUCCAAGAACAACUUCUUCAUGCCCCGUUCUUCAACUACAAUCAGGGAACUCCCAUUAACCACCACAAUCAAUCUCUUCACCUUUUUCUUUCUCAAACCCUCUUUCCAAUGAUAUAAAGAUGGGUAUUGUAGGGAUCUAAGUUCUUCCGUAACAUAUAUAUUGAAUCUAUCAGUUAUCUUAUCGUUAAUUUCGUUUAACUUCAAUCAUAUUCGUUGCUAAUAUCUUCAGAUGUCUCGUUUCCAGUAUUAGAUUUUCAUGGUUUUGAAUUUGCUCUGUCCUCAACAUGGCAUUUUACUUCUACAAAUUAAUUUAAAU